AUGCUGUUGCUGUUGCUGCUGCUGACCCUCCACCUCCUCUCCUCCUCCUCCUCCCCCGCUCCCUCGCCGCCUCCACCACCACAGCCCCGCCUCGCGCCGCUCCCCUCCGCAGCCUCCGCGGGCCCCGCGCCGCCCUCGCUCGCGUUCCUCCUCAUGGGAUCCGCGGGCGACGCAGACCGCCUCCAGCGGCUUCUCCUCGCCACCUACCACCCCCGCAACGUCUACCUCCUCCUGCUCGACCGCGCUGCCUCCACGGACGACCGCGCACGGCUCGCUCGCAGCGCGCGGGCUGCCCCCGGCCGCGCCAACGUCCAUGUCGUCGGGGACCCCGGGUUCACCAACCCGCGCGGGGCCUCCGCGCUCGCCGCCACGCUACACGGCGCCGCGCUGCUGCUGAGGGUCGACCGGGGCUGGGACUGGUUCGUGCACUUCGACGCCGAUGAGUACCCACUCGUAACACCCGAUGGUGAUUCCUCUCUACACCUAUCCUGCUACAUUUUGGUGUAUAUAUGCGGUAGAGUUCCUGAGAUUUUUUAUGUAGAUCUAGCUAGUGGAAAGGUAUUAGUUUAUGAAGGGAAAGACAAAUAA
Messenger RNA from Miscanthus lutarioriparius, 588 nucleotides. The record is from the annotation of a GenBank genome assembly. NCBI's taxonomy places the organism in Eukaryota, Viridiplantae, Streptophyta, Magnoliopsida, Poales, Poaceae.